Molecule: messenger RNA, 1849 nt
Organism: Nannospalax galili (Upper Galilee mountains blind mole rat)
Lineage: Eukaryota; Metazoa; Chordata; Mammalia; Rodentia; Spalacidae
Gene: Bbc3
Product: BCL2 binding component 3
Exons: 4
Coding region: 312-893 (193 amino acids)
Biological process (GO): positive regulation of apoptotic process; release of cytochrome c from mitochondria; positive regulation of release of cytochrome c from mitochondria
Cellular component (GO): mitochondrion
Source: RefSeq, a predicted model, not a curated record
GGGCGGCCUGAAACGCCGCGGUGAGCCACAUGCGAGCGGGGCGCUUGGAGGCGGCGGCUGCACGAGCGAGAGAGCUCAGCGGCGGUGGGCCAGGACGCAGACGCAGCGCCACCUCCAACAGCACCAAGAGUAGCAGCAGCAGCAGUAGCAACCACCACUGCAGCUAGAGAGGCAGCAGCAACAGGAGCCUCGGCAGCAAGCCGGCGCAGCGAGCGGGACUCGGCGGGCGCGCCUUCCAAAAGGAAGCCGCCCGCCACCCCAUCAUCGCCCUCUUCCGGCGUGUUCAUGCCCCCGGGGCCCCAGGGAGCGCCAUGGCCCGCGCACGCCAGGAGGGCAGUUCUCCGGAGCCCGUAGAGGGCCUGGCCCGCGAUGGCCCACGUCCCUUCCCGCUCGGUCGCCUGAUGCCAUCGGCUGUGUCCUGCGGCCUCUGUGAGCCGGGCCUGCCCGCCGCCCCCGCCGCCCCUGCCCUGCUGCCCGCCGCCUACCUCUGCGCCCCCACCGCCCAGCCUGCCGUCACCGCCGCCCUGGGGGGCCCCCGCUGGCCUGGGGCUCCCCGCAGCCGGCCCCGAGGCCCGCGCCCGGAUGGUCCUCAGCCCUCGCUCUCACCGGCCGAGCAGCACCUAGAGUCUACCGUGCCCAGCGCCCCGGAGGCCCUGGCAGGAGGUCCCACCCAGGCAGCCCCGGGAGUCCGAGGGGAGGAGGAGGAGUGGGCCCGGGAGAUCGGGGCCCAGCUGCGGCGGAUGGCGGACGACCUCAACGCGCAGUACGAGCGGCGGAGACUAGAAGAACAACAUCGACACCGCCCCUCGCCCUGGAGGGCCAUAUACAAUCUCUUCAUGGGACUCCUGCCCUUACCCAGGGACCCCAGAGCCCCAGAGAUGGAGCCCAACUAGGUGCUGACACCUGUCCAGGGGACUUCCUGGAUGUGGGGGCAGGACCCUCCACCUUCUGACUCCCUGGCCAGAGCAGGGGACUUUUUCUGCAACGUGUAGCAUACUGGGCUGCUAACCCUGCCUGUGCCAGGGGCAGACGUCAGAAGCCACUGCAGCCGGGCAGCCUGGAUGCACUGAUGGAGAUACAGACUCGGGGACCCUGGCCUCCCGAAAGCCAGGGGAGGGAGGGCUGACGGACUCACGGUGACCGAGGGGGUGGGGACUGAGCCACCCGCCUCUGCCGCCCACCACCAUCUCAGGAAAGGGUGCUGGUGCUGGCUGCCCGUUCCAGCUGCAGGGGGGGGACACUGGGGGUGUCCCCAGUGCGCCUUCACUUUGGGCCUGGACUCAGGGCCCUGGUGCUUCCCCCCUCCUCCUGGGGAGGGGGCCUGUGAAGAGCAUAUGAGCCAAACCUGACCACUAGCCUCCUGGAGCCAGAGAAUGGGGAGUGUGUGACAGCCUCCCCAACCCAGCCCCCAGCCAUCUUCCCUGAGCCGCCGGCUGGCGGUGGACAAUGUCCGCCUCACCUUCGUCUGGGGGUGGCCAGGAGGGGCCCAGACUGUGAAUCCUGUGCUCUGCCCAGGACCACCCCCCCCAGACCCCAUCCAUCCCAUCGCAUAGGUUUAGAGAGAGCACGUGUGACCACUGGCGUUCAUUUGGGGGGUGGGAUAUUUGGCAGAAGCCGCCCCAGCCUUAGUCCCCAAGGCAAAGCGCUGGGGGGAAGAUGGGGAGUCAGGGAGGGGGGGAGUCUCAGAAGAGGGAGGAGUCUGGGAGUGGGGAGGGAAGGCCCAGCCUGUAAAAUACUGUACAUGCGCUGCUGUAGAUACUGGAAUGAAUUUUCUGUACAUGUUUGGUUAAUUUUUUUUGUACAUGAUUUUUGUAUGUUUCCUUUUCAAUAAAAUCAGAUUGGAACAGUG